AUGGAGGUUAGCGCUCCCUUGUCGCCUAAACCUCGACAAGUAUACAAGUUAGUUCUCACUGGCGGUCCAUGUGGUGGAAAGUCAACUGGUCAGGAUCGCCUUGCUACGUUUUUCGAAAAUAUUGGCUGGAAAGUGUAUACUGUGCCCGAGACAGCUACUAUUCUACUAGGAGGACGAGUAAGAUUCGAUGAACUGAGUCAUGAUCAGGCGUAUCUAUUCCAAAGGGAUCUGUUGAAAACGAUGCUUCAAAUUGAGCAGACGUACUUCAAUCAAGCCGAAGCCAGCACCGGUCGCAAUGUUCUCAUAAUCUGUGACCGUGGAGGAAUGGAUCCCUCGGCGUACAUUGACCGCGAUUCAUGGCUUAGGAUGCUUCGCGAAAUCGGUGUGGAAGAGUUCGAUCUUCUCAACAAACGCUAUGACCAAGUGGUACACCUGGUGACUGCUGCAGAUGGUGCCGAAGAGUACUACACAUUAGCAAACAACGCAACAAGGAACGAGAAUGUUGCUGCAGCGAAAGAGCAAGAUGACAAGACAAGAAAAGCUUGGUUGGGACAUCCUUAUUUGGACAUAGUCGACAACACUGAAUGCACCAAAUUCGAGGAUAAAGUUCUCAAGCUCAUCCAAUUGGUUUGUGAUCGCACGGGUAUAGAUUCACAAGAUCGACUCAGUAAGAACAGUAGGAAACGUAAGUGGUUAGUGAGAAGCAUCGACGAGUCACGCUUCGUGAAGUAUGAACAGUUCAAUAUCGUGCACGAGUAUCUCCUUUCGGACAACACUGAUACCCAGAUUCGUAUUCGCAAACGUGAACAGAACGGUCGCUCUACUUACACCGUGACAAGGCGUGAACUCCAUCGUGGAAAGGAAUUCGUCGAGACGAGAACACAGAUAACGUUCCGGGAGUACACUCGUUAUCGGACAAUGAAAGAUAGAAGUCGGGCCUCACUUCAUAAGCAGAGACGCUGUUUCAUGGUUGGAAAUCAGUAUUUCAAUCUUGAUUUGUACACCGUUAUCCCACCGUCGGCAGCAUCACUACAGUUGAAUGGUCAUUUGAUCUUCCUCGAGACGUACACCACCAUCCCUAAAGGAGAACCAGUACCGUUGCCAGAUUUUUUGAAAAUCGAGAAGGAAAUCACCGGGCAACAGGCUUACAGUAUGUACUCAAUGGCCAGAAUGCCUAACGCUGAACGUGAGAUAGGAGAUUUUACCGGAGCCGCUGAGUUCCGAGACGACUGA
This is a messenger RNA of Haemonchus placei, 1233 nucleotides long. Lineage: Eukaryota; Metazoa; Nematoda; Chromadorea; Rhabditida; Trichostrongylidae. The record is from the annotation of a GenBank genome assembly.